Messenger RNA from Candida dubliniensis CD36, 1728 nucleotides. RefSeq names its product oligo-1,6-glucosidase IMA1 (gene MAL2). The record is from RefSeq and is a predicted model, not a curated record. The transcript has a single exon. Lineage: Eukaryota; Fungi; Ascomycota; Pichiomycetes; Serinales; Debaryomycetaceae. Gene Ontology annotation, molecular function: alpha-amylase activity. Gene Ontology annotation, biological process: oligosaccharide catabolic process. The coding region runs from base 1 to 1728 and encodes 575 amino acids.
AUGAUUGAACGCAAGUGGUGGAAAGAAGCUGUCGUUUAUCAAAUUUGGCCUGCAUCCUACAAGGAUUCAAAUGGUGAUGGUAUUGGUGACAUUCAAGGAAUUAUUUCCAAAUUGAACUAUAUUGCGAGUUUGGGAGUGACAACCGUAUGGUUGAGUCCUAUGUAUGAGUCGCCUCAAGAUGACAUGGGCUAUGAUGUUUCCGAUUACGAAAAUGUCUACAGCAAAUACGGAACGUUGCAGGACAUGGAGGAGUUAAUUGCUGGUUGUCAUGACAGAGGCUUGAGGUUGAUACUAGACUUGGUUAUCAACCACACAUCAGUUGAACACAAAUGGUUCAAAGAGUCGAGGCUGUCGAGGGACAAUCCAAAAAGAGAUUGGUACAUUUGGAAGCCACCUAGAUUGGAUAGCAACGGUAACAAACACCCACCAAAUAAUUGGGGCUCUUAUUUUUCUGGGUCGGCAUGGAAGUAUGAUGAGUUGACUGGUGAAUACUACUUGCACUUGUUUGCUGAGUCACAACCAGAUUUGAAUUGGGAGAAUGAAGAGUGCAGAACAGCUAUUUACAACUCGGCCAUCAAGUUUUGGUUAGAUAAGGGUGUUGAUGGGUUCAGAAUCGAUACUGCGGGAAUGUACUCGAAAUACCAACACUUCAAAGAUGCACCUAUUGUUUUCCCUGAGUCUGAGUUUCAGCCUUGUGAAAUUUACCAUAAGCAUGGUCCCAGAAUCCACGAAUUCCACAAGGAAAUUGCAGAAGUGAUGGAGCCAUACAAUACCAUGACGGUUGGAGAAGUUGGUCAUUCAACCAAGGAGCAGGCAUUAAAGUAUGUUAGUGCUGCGCAAAAAGAAAUGAAUAUGAUGUUCUUGUUUGAUGUUGUUGAGUUGGGUUCAGACCCUCGUGACAGGUUCCGUUACCAUGGAUUUGACUUGAUUGAUUUCAAGAAAGCUAUCAAGUCACAAGGUGAGUUUGCUGAAGGAACAGAUGCUUGGUCUACAGUGUUUAUUGAGAACCAUGAUCAACCUAGAGCCAUUAGUAGAUUUGGUAAUGAUUCUCCAGAGUACCGGGUUUUGUCAGGUAAGGCACUUGCCAUGUUGCAAUGUCUUCUCACAGGGACUUUGUUUAUUUAUCAAGGACAGGAGAUUGGAAUGACCAAUGUACCAAGAUCAUGGUCUAUUGAGGAGUAUAAGGAUAUCAACACUAUUAACUACUACAAUGCGUUUAAAGAAAAGUAUGGUCAAGAUGCAGAUUUCAAGGAGAAAGAGGCCAAGUUACUUGAUGUCAUUAAUCUUUUAGCUAGAGAUAAUUCUAGAACCCCAGUCCAGUGGAAUUCUAAGGAGUAUGCUGGGUUUUCCGAUACUGAACCCUGGAUGAGAGUCAAUGACAACUAUAAGGAAAUUAAUGUUGAGUGUCAAGACAGGGAUUACAAUUCGUUGCUCUACUUUUAUCGAAAGUUAUUGAGGAUCAGGUCGUUGUACAAGGAUCUUUUUGUUUAUGGGGAAAUGAAAUUUUUAGGAUUCAAUGAUAAGAAGGUUUUCACAUUUAUCAAGAAGGCGCCUCCAUCUGUUAUUGCGGCAUACGUAGUUAUCAAUUUCAGCACUGAGGAAGUCAAGUUUGAGCAGUUGCUUAAAGGACAUUACAGGUUUGUGAUUGCCAAUAUGGACACCGACCGUGAUGAAGUUUUGGCCCCAUAUGAGGCUAGAUUGUAUAUGGUUGACUAUAAAUACUAUUAG